Messenger RNA from Bemisia tabaci, 1565 nucleotides. RefSeq names its product maspardin. The record is from RefSeq and is a predicted model, not a curated record. NCBI's taxonomy places the organism in Eukaryota, Metazoa, Arthropoda, Insecta, Hemiptera, Aleyrodidae.
GUACAAUUGUAUUAUACGUCAAUGGAUAUAUUCAUCUAUUUUGAUUUUUAUAUUGAGUUCUUGGUUUUGUUGUUGGGUUUUGUGCAUCUUUCCAAUUUUCCCAGUCUUUGAUUAUUGGUUUUUCUAAUUUUCUGGUUUCCUCUCAUCCCCCCACAAUCUUCCUGUUUAGAGCCCUUCAAAUAUGUAUUAUGUAUUGAAAGAAGAAAAUCAUGGAGAAUUGUAAUUCGAGCCAGAGCCACUCUCAUGAGAAGGAUUAGUUAAUCAGCUGUGCGUUUUAUCUAGCUUUGUGUUCUUACAGAGGUUUCACAUCUGCUCGCUUCAAUUCUUGGAAGCACUAGUAUCUCUCAGAACACCUCCCCACCAUGAAUUGCGUGAGUGAUUAUGCUCAUUCGAAUGAGUAUAAUAGUUUCAGAAGCAGUGUUCCUUUAAAAACAAUCAUUGUUGAUCCGGACUCUUCUAAGGGCUGGAAAAUCUAUGACUCUGGACCAAGAUCAAUCAACACUCCGUUGAUUUUUCUUCCACCAGUAAGUGGAACAGCAGACGUCUAUUUCAAGCAGCUCCUAUCACUUGGUGCAAAGGGCUAUCGUGUUAUUUCAGCAGAACAUCCUGUUUAUUGGAGUGUCAGGGAAUGGUGUGAAGGAUUUAGACGAUUAAUUGACUACAUGGGCUUUUAUAAAGUCCACAUUUUUGGAGCAUCUCUAGGUGGUUUUCUUGCUCAGAAGUUUGCAGAGCAUGUAUCUAGUUCACGACGAGUCAUAUCUUUGUUUCUAUGCAACACCUUUAUCGACACAUCUGUUUUCAGUUACAGCGAGUCAGCUAGUUUGUUUUGGAUGUUACCCUCAGUAGUGCUCAAAAAGAUGGUCAUGCGAAAUUUCAAUACUAGCGAUGUGGACUCUCAUAUUGUUGAUUCCAUUGAUUUUAUGGUUGAAAAGCUGGACAGUCUUUCGCAGCAGGACCUGGCAUCACGGCUCACUAUAAAUUGUGUUCAUUCGAGGGUAAACCCGGAAAAAUUGAGUUACGUCCGAAUGGUCACUAUCAUGGAUGUUUUCGAUGAAUGUGCUCUCUCCACCCCUGUGCGUGAGAAAAUUUAUGAUUGCUACAAAAACGCAAAGCUCGCCCAUUUAAAGUCCGGAGGAAACUUUCCCUACUUAAGCAGGAGCGAUGAAGUCAAUCUGUUCCUCCAAAUUCACCUAAGAACAUUUGAAGGAACUUACCUCAGUGCCUCAGAUAACAAAGACUGCUCAUUGUCCUAAUAAUUAUUUUUCGAGCAUCAUUUCAGAAAUGGCCUAUUUCAUGGACUUCCUUACUUAAGUAAUUUUGCAUCUUUAUAUUACUGUUAUAUUGUUAUUUAGUUGUAAGUUCUCAUUGGGUGAUUCUCCUAACUUUUCUUUAUGGAAACAGUGUUUUCUUUUUAUCUUUUUUUUUUGGCACUGUCUAAAAUUAUAUUAGAUCCUUUUUUUAGUCAAUCUUUUUUGUAUUGAAUAUUUUGAAGUACAAAAUCAUUGUGACAGGUGAGUUCUUUAGAUGUCCUGUCCACGGAUAAGGAAACUGCCUUCCCCUUAUUU